Messenger RNA from Guyanagaster necrorhizus, 580 nucleotides. RefSeq lists its product as uncharacterized. NCBI's taxonomy places the organism in Eukaryota, Fungi, Basidiomycota, Agaricomycetes, Agaricales, Physalacriaceae. The transcript has a single exon. Bases 79 to 384 code for a protein of 101 amino acids. The record is from RefSeq and is a predicted model, not a curated record. Gene Ontology annotation, cellular component: Smc5-Smc6 complex; nucleus. Gene Ontology annotation, biological process: double-strand break repair via homologous recombination. Gene Ontology annotation, molecular function: single-stranded DNA binding.
GCCAUCGUUUGAAUGAACAGCUGGACUCGCUAAUCCUAUGCUAUUUAGGAGCGUUCACUAACAACAAUCUUGUACCUGAUGAGUCUAACGGAACAAGCUCGUGCGCCGUUCUCGCUUGUGGAUGAGAUCAAUCAGGGCAUGGACCAACGGGCCGAACGAGCAGUGCACAACAAUAUGGUUGAAAGCACUUGCAAAGAGGAGAGUGGACAAUACUUUCUCAUCACACCAAAGCUUCUCGCCGACUUGCAAUACCACCAGCGUAUGAAAGUUCUUUGUGUCAACAAUGGCGAAUGGCUACCUGAAGAGCGGGGCUUGGGUAAUAUGAUGAACAUGAUAAAAGGAUAUGUUGACCGACAAAAGCGGAGCGCCGCUAAUUCUGCUUGAUUUGGGUUUAUCAUUACUGUUUUCCUUUACCUUACAGUGUUAACAAGUUAACUAGUCUACUUAUAAUGUCGGCUUGUACUACCACCCUUUCUCAACGAGUAUCUGAUAGCCCUCCCAGGUCCCGCCUGCUUAUCAUUUAUCCUAUCUACCUCAUGUCAGUGCGACUUUAUCAGAUUACCAUGGUGUCGAAGUGCGA